This is a messenger RNA of Penicillium odoratum, 1107 nucleotides long. RefSeq names its product fasciclin domain-containing protein. The record is from RefSeq and is a predicted model, not a curated record. NCBI's taxonomy places the organism in Eukaryota, Fungi, Ascomycota, Eurotiomycetes, Eurotiales, Aspergillaceae. Gene Ontology annotation, cellular component: fungal-type vacuole membrane. Gene Ontology annotation, biological process: macroautophagy. The transcript is spliced from 3 exons. The annotation marks the transcript as partial.
AAUGAAGGAUGCCACUGGAAACCAAACCCCUGCUAUACGGGACCAAAACUCGAUGAACCAGACAAACCACCAUAUCAGUGUCCCUCAAACAGCACCAUCUGGGAACUAAUAAGCCAGAGUCCCGAAAUCCGGAGGCUUGCAGAUGUGCUUGGGAGAGCAAGUGUUCUGGUCAACCUCCUCAGCAGUACAAAACAUAAGUUCACGCAAUUUGCUCUGACAAAUCGUGCUCUAGAUCGUCUUCAGGAUCGACAUCAGCUUCUAUCGAUGGACGCGAUGUUGCAUUAUCAUGUCGUCUUGGGGCAAUACUCGCUUGAAGACCUCAAAACUUUCGAUCAUCAAACGCUUCCAACUGCACUGAAUAUUUCUUUACCAGGAAAUGCAAACGACAAAAAGCACAAGAAUAAGCACAAGGACAAAGACAAAGACAGAGAUCACAAGAAAAUACCUCAACGGCUUCGAGUGGAUACAGUUCGCCAUUCAAUACUUCUGAACGGGAAAACUGGCAUCAUAGAAAGCAACAUAGUGGCCAAACACGGCAUAAUCCACCAUAUCCACAUCCCUCUAUUUCCACCCCCAACAACAAAGGCAAUCAUCAGUGUCCUUCUCGAACAAUUUAGCACAUUCGCUCUCGCCCUUUCGCACACGGGCCUGGACAGCCAUCUCGAUGCCACGAACCGGACAAGUGGUACAACUUUGGCACCCACGAAUGAGACAUUCCGGGCCCUAGGCUCACUUGUGAACGAGUUCCUUUUUUCGCCACAGAGCGAAGAAUGCUUGCGUUCGUUGCUGAAGUAUCACCUUGUUUUGGGUAAGACGAUUUACUCGGAUGUUGUUUAUGGAAAGGAAGUUGAGGAAUUGGAUCUGGAGAGAAGACUUGGAAAGGCAGAUUAUGUUACGGUGGAUCUUUUAUGGAAAGACUCUUCUGUGGACUUCAGGGUUAAUGGGUUCUGGGAGCCAAUGACGGUGGAUGUGCUGGCUAGUGAUGGGGUUAUACAUGUUCUGGAGCGUGUACUGAUUCCACCGAAGAUUGUGGGUAAAGGAAUAGGAGACGAGGUGACGGUGGAAAUAUUGAGGGAGCACUUGAAAACGGUGGGGAUGGAGCUCUAA